Symbiodinium natans is the source of this 636-nucleotide messenger RNA. Lineage: Eukaryota; Dinophyceae; Suessiales; Symbiodiniaceae. The record is from the annotation of a GenBank genome assembly.
AUGCCUGCAGCUGAACCUCCGGGCUUCAAUGCGGUUUCGAUGUCCACUGAGAUGCCCCGGAUGGGGGGACCGGAAGGCAGUGCGGGCAAUGACGCAGCGUCUCAGAACCGUUUGGUGCAGAUGCUGCAGACUGCUGCGCACCCCGUCACCUGCGUUUUUCAUGCUGCUUUCAAGAUUGUAGUUAUUCUGAUCUACAUAUAUGGCCGAUACAUCCACAGCGCCUAUGUCUCCACCUUCAUCUUGUGCACGAUUUUCGCUGCGCUAGAUUUCUGGACGGUGAAGAACAUUUCCGGCCGUCUUCUCGUAGGCUUGCGAUGGUGGAAUUUGGUGAAGGAUGAUGGCUCUUCCGAGUGGGUCUUCGAGUCGAACCCAGAUGAAGGUAACUUGAAUGCCACGGAUCGGACCAUCUUUUGGGGCGUUACCUACAUAUGGCCUUUGCUGUGGGCAGUGUUUCUUUUCAUGAACAUCCUGAACUUCAGUUUGGACUGGGUGCUUUUGAACAUCAUGAUCUUCAUCUUUGCUGGUACAAACCUGGCUGGGUACUGGAAGUGCUCGACAGAUGCAAAGAAGCGGGCGCAGCAGUGGGUGGAGAGUCAAGGAAUGAGGGCUGUCGCCGGAGCAAUGGGCUUCGCCUGA